Protopolystoma xenopodis is the source of this 471-nucleotide messenger RNA. The record is from the annotation of a GenBank genome assembly. NCBI's taxonomy places the organism in Eukaryota, Metazoa, Platyhelminthes, Monogenea, Polystomatidea, Polystomatidae.
GCAACCACAUGUCGAGCGGCAAAAUGGCCGGCUCGUCGUAACAGCUCGCUCUGCCAGUCCCUCCAGCCAUCCGUCCCAAAUGGCAAACACAUCAGCCGAGCCGGCGAUCACUCGGGCCGUCCCAUAUUCACCUCCGCCCAGCGGGCCUCAUCUCGCAGACAGGACUUCUGCCCAGCCCGACAGGAGGACAAUACAACGGCAGUUCGGGUGAAAACGGAAAGCUGCUUCAACUGCCCGCCAUCGCGAUUGGUACAGUCGCACGUGAGACCGGCCAGAGAGGGACCCCGGCCCGAGUGGCCACUUGCUGCCGGAGUGCCGUCUGCAUCCGGCCGACAGAUAACAGAGGCCGGGCAAAGCGGACAAAAGGAGCAGGGGCCAGGCAGAAGUGAGCAGCAUUUCUCUUCCGCUCUCCUCCGAUGCUGCCGCUCAGCCGCUCAGCCGCUCGGAUGGGCGAUCAGCCAGCUCGGCUAG